UUCUUAGUUCAAGCUCGGAAGCUCCGCCGCUGACAUCGCGUAAAGCCAUCCCGCGUCCGUCCCGUCGGGCUCCCGUCAACGCGGACGUAAAAUUUACCAAUUCUGGACCGUAGAAUUUACAAUUCCGGACCCUCAAAUCCCCGUGUUUCCACGUGUCGAGUGAACAGUGCCAUCGUAAAAGAGGAAAUGAACAAAUUGUGGCUAUUCAGUCAUUUUUCGGAAAGUUGAGCUUUAAUCAGGAUAUAAAGUUAUCGGGCUCCAUGUUACGUUAAUCACGUGGACGUAAUAUUUACCAAUUCUAGACCGUAGAAUUUACAAAUUCCAGACCCUCAAAUCCCCGUGUUUCCACGUGUCGAGUGAACAGUGCCAUCGUAAAAGAGGGAACGAACAAAUUGUGGCUAUUCAGUCAUUUUUCGGAAAGUUGAGCUUUAAUCAGGAUAUAAAAUUAUCGGGCUCCAUGUUACAUUAAUCACGCGGACGUAAAAUUUACCAAUUCUAGGCCGUAGAAUUUACCAAUCCCAGAAUCCCUGUGUCUCCACGUGUCGAGUGAACAGUGUCAACGCAAAAGAGGGAACGAACAAAUUGUGGCUAUUCAGUCGUUUUUCGGAAAAUUGAGCUUUAAUCAGGAUAUAAAGCUAUCGGGGUCCAUGUUACAUUAACCACGAGCUGAAUUAAAAAUCAGCAGCGAUCAAUCUCUCUUAAAUCAAGGAUACAAUUUAUCGAGCUUUUAAGAAUCAUCGUGGCGAUUUUUCUCCGUGCAGUUACUUUUUGAAAAGUUGAGCUCCAUCCAGGUUUAUAGGUUUCGGGCUGUACUUAAUACAGUCGUUGGAAUAAGAAGACUCAAUCAUUGACCCCCCUCCCAAAUCAAGAAUACGAUUUUAUCGAAUUUAUAAGAGUUAGAUGCGAGGUACGCCAUCUGAUGUCUAAUUAUAUUUUAAAUUGGAUAUUGUGUCGGGCUUAAGUUUCUAAUUGGUUUCAACCGGGUUCUUUCAAAGCACGGCAUUAAAUACGCUGUGUUUUUGUGUUUAAUGGAACAUUUUUACAAAUUAUGACUUACCUAUUUUUGGCUGAGCACACUUGACAAAAAAUGAGAAAAAAGACUGAACUUCAGGACAUAAAAUCAGGACUGGCAAUCCAGGUACAUGAUCAUCGGAAUACAAUCUCGCGCGUUGCGCAAGUUUAAACUUUUCUGAAAUACCUGCGCGGUUUUUCUUUGCAAUCUCACAUACACCAUUUUGCCGUUUGCUCGUUGUGAAUCAAAAAUUGUGUCGGGCACUAGUUUCAACCGAGCUAUACUUCGUUAUCCCGACCGAGAAUUUUCAAAAUGUUGCGCUGAGUAUGUCACAUCAUUGAGUUUCUGGUUGUGUGUAGGUAAUGGAAUUUUUUCUAACUGUUGCUCACGCGUAUGCUAAUGCACUGCAGGUGCAAAAAAAAUGUAAUGCUCGAGGCUCCGUGGUUGAAAAAAAAUGAUACGCGCAAAAAAUUUACUGUUUUGAAAAAGCAGUGCGAAACUCAUCUUGAAUUUGUGAUAAUUCAAAGCGGUUGAAAGUGCUGGUAACGUGAACUCAGGAACCCACAGGAUCAGAAAGAAUUCUCUGCCAAUCUUCUCGUAAAAAAUCCAUCAGGACGCCAUGAGGAGGAAACCAAUAGCUGCAAAAUUGCCGGAAACUCAUGUUGGAUCAAGAUUUUGGUUUUAGCGCAAAUUUGAAAUAACGAAACAAUUUAAAAGUUUCUCAAAAAUAUAAAUGAGAGAUCAAUUCUCUUUCAGUGUGUAUACUUUCUUCCAUUUCGUUUUUUGACUGGAAUCUAUGUGCAAUGCAAUAAAAGUGUGCGUGUGUCUCCAUGCUAACAAAAAGUAUUCAGUUAUAAAAAAAAUCCUCUGAAAGAAAGUGCAAAAUCAAAUCUAUAAUCACCGAUACCAACCAAAAUUUAAAUAAAAGUAGUAUUGCUUUUUUAUAAUCUAGUCAUUCAAUUUUGAGUUAACUUUACUCGUGUAAGUGCGGUUGGUCUAGCGACCACUUUUUGUUUUACGCGUUUCACUGUAUUGAACGUGUUAGUUAAGUGGGUCUAAAUCCACGACCAAAAUUUUUCCAUCGUCUGAUCUUUUUCCCUUUCGACAAAAUACCGCGAGAACGGCAUUAAAAUUACAAAACAGAUCUAUGUGAGAUUUCAUCCAUCUCGCAGUUUUUAAAUCAUUUACGCAUUCAUGAUCAAAUUUAAUCUAUAAAUAUAUGCAAGAUACCCGGAUGAAGUGGCCGGAAGUGCAUUGCGGAAUGCUUGUCCCGGAAUAGUGAUUUCAGUGGCGGGUUAAGUGAAGGAGAUGCGUUCAAGAGGAUUUGCGUUGAGCAGCGCGCUCUAGCGGACGAUGGACGUGGACGUGGAUGAGCAGGUGGAGCUGCUCUCCAGCCCGCGGACCGGUGUUGGGGAGGGGGUGGAGAUCGUACGUGUCGGGGGUGGCGUGGGUGGUGCUGGAUCAUCGGGCACCGACUGCGAGACCGACGCAGAGGACAGCCCGAAGAACCUGAAGAUAGUUCAGGUCCACGUCAAUGAUGUCUCGACUCCUGGCUUCAAGCAGAACCCGAGAAACGCCUCUGGUCCCAGAUACAGCCUCGUCCCGCAAUCUAGCUCCUCUGCUAUCGUCUCAUCGGCGUCGCAGAAGGACGAGAACUCGAAAGGGAAUGUCUCUGUGACAACGCAGACGGAUCUGGCGAAGAAACCGGAGACAACCGAGCAGUCGGAUCCGAUAGCGCUGGCGAUUGGGGAUUUCGGAAAAUGGCAGUUCCAGAUGACAGUUCUCCUGUCGCUCUUCAACGUCCCUUGCACAUGGCACAUAAUGGCCUUCGCCUUCCAGAGCUUGGACCCCAGUGAUUACUGGUGUGUCAGCGCUGGCAACAACACCGUUUUCGCCGAUAAAAGUGAUCUGGACCCAUGCUACAUCAAGGAGCUCAACAACCGAACCGGGGAGUUGGAUGUGAAAGUAUGCGAGAGGUGGGAGUUCAACACGAGUGUCACCGGCACGUCAGUCAUCAGCGAGUGGGGCUUGGUGUGCCAAUACAAAAGCCUAAAAAACUUAGCCGACAUGAUGUUUCUCGCAGGUGUUGCUGUGGGAGGAUUUUUAGGCAUCAUCUCUGACAGAUUCGGUCGAAAAGUUUCGCUGAUGGGCUCACUAGUGAUGCAGCUUGUUUUAGGAAGUCUCGUCGCGAUUUGUCCUUGGUACUCGCUAUAUUUAGUCCUCCGACUUUUCCUGGGACUUUUUAGUGUCAAUGUCGUAUUUUCCGGCUUUGUUCUGUGUGUUGAACUUGUAAGUGGAAAAUGGCUGACAAUCUGUGGGGUAUGUUACCUUUUACCCUUGCCUGUCAGUUACAUUAUGAUAGCUGGUAUUGGUUAUAUCAUACGCGACUGGAGAGUGCUCCAGUGGACUAUCACUCUUCCAGGUGCUCUUCUGCUCGGUCUUUGGUGUAUACUGCCUGAGUCUCCCAGAUGGCUGCUUACCAGAGGACGUCUUGAAGAAACAGUUGAAGUUUUAGAGGAUGCGGCAAGAAUAAACCAAACAGCGCUACCUCCGAAUACGGAUAAAAUUCUGAAACAGAGCUUAGCAUCGAUAGAAGCAUCUGGCGGCGCGCCAAGAGUUCAAUGCUGUGAAUUGUACAGAACACCGAAAAUUAGACUUAUAUCUUUAGUUUUAUACCUCGUAUGGUUCUCUGUUUAUCUCGUGUAUUACGGCCUCGUUCUUAAUCUUAGCAAACUAGGCGAUAUCUAUGUUAAUACAGCCAUUUCGGGCGCUGUGGAGUUACCCGCCAUAAUAUUAAGUAUAUUCAUUUUAUUACGAACCGGAAGGCGGAAACCUCUCAGUUACACUAUGUUAGGAGCAGGAAUCCCAUGUUUGCUCAUGACCGUCGUUACAUAUUUUUCAGGUAACAGAGACGGGAGAAACUGGAUGGACGUCACGAUGGCAAUGUUCGGGAAGUUUUCAAUAUCAGCCUCGAAUGUGAUAAUGCCGGUUUACACGGCAGAACUUUUCCCAACGGUCAUAAGGAAUCUUGGCGUAGGGAUGUCCAAUAUUCCUGCCGGAAUCGCUUUGAUCAUCGUUCCAUUCUUAUGGGAAACAGAAAACGUGGAGAAAAACCUGCCAUGGAUAAUUCUUGGCUUUUGUGGUGUCAUGGGAGGACUAUCCGUGCUUCUUUUACCAGAAAUUGAAGGGCUCACCAGUACUUUGGAAGAGUUGGAAGAAGAAGCAAACGUUCCUGCUAUAAUUCCUCCACCAAGAAAGGCCUCUGCAGUAGCCAAGGAUAUUGAAAACUGUUAAGAUAGGACAUGAAGUCCUCUAAUCCUUCGAAAAUAAUAUUAGCAAGCUAAUAUUUUUAGGUUCUGAAUUUCAAUCAACGUAGCAAGCGGCUCUAUUCGAAUGUCCUACUGUGAAUACAUUGAUUCACAAUCUCAUGAAAUAAUGUCUGUGAAAAUCAUAGUAUUAUAUUUGUAAAUAAUCCACUUUAUUAACCGUACAUAUGAGAUAUAUUUACAAUAUAUUCUGAUCGUUUAUAAUUCUAGCGGAAGAAAAGGUGUAACCAAUUUCCGUGAACUGUUCAUAAUUGAUUUGUUUGUACAGUACCAGUAGUUAUGUAACGUUAAGAAAAACUAUCCGUGAUAGUUUAAUUAAUAUUGAUUUUUUAUUAGCGUAAAUUAUACAUUUGUAAAAACUUGCUGAUAGUUUUAAAACAUUAAAUUGUGUAUUUUUCCACCAA
This is a messenger RNA of Bemisia tabaci, 4742 nucleotides long. The record is from RefSeq and is a predicted model, not a curated record. Lineage: Eukaryota; Metazoa; Arthropoda; Insecta; Hemiptera; Aleyrodidae.